Saccoglossus kowalevskii is the source of this 925-nucleotide messenger RNA. Its product is annotated as cuticle-degrading serine protease-like. The record is from RefSeq and is a predicted model, not a curated record. Lineage: Eukaryota; Metazoa; Hemichordata; Enteropneusta; Harrimaniidae.
AUGGAUGAAAUUGAGUAUAUUGAAGAUGAUGGUAUCACAAGAGCCACAGUGGAAUGGGGAAUGGACCGUACAGAUCAACGCAGCAACAACCUUGAUGGUGUAAUGAACCUUUAUGCUACAGAAAAUAACGAAUACGCGCUAUUUUCGUUUUGUCCAGCUACUGGUUCCGGUGCCAAUGCAUACAUCUUGGACACUGGUCUGCGACACUCUCAUAAUGAGUUUGAUAACCGAGCAUCAUACUUCUGGGACUAUGAUUCAAGCAACAAUGGUGAAGACUGUAACGGACAUGGCACCCAUUGUGGUGGAACAGUAGGAGGUAACUCAGUUGGCAUUGCCCCAGACACAUUAUUGUACAGUGUACGAGUAUUGAACUGUCAGGGAAGUGGUCUUAUUUCAAACAUGGUUGAUGGUCUUGAUGAAAUAGUUGCUAGGGGAAACACUCCAUCCAGGUCUGUUGUAUCCAUGUCUGUUGGGGCUGGUGCUAGUUUAUCACAAGACAAUGCCGUACAACGAGUUAUCGAUGACGGUUAUACGGCUUCCAUCGCAGCUGGCAAUGAGGACCAAGAUGCUUGCAAUACUUCACCUGCAAGAGUUGAAGAUGCUAUCACUGUUGGUGCAACCGACGUUAACGACAAUCGAGCAGGCUUCUCCAACUGGGGCAGCUGUCUUGACAUAUUUGCACCUGGUGUUGCUGUUAGAAGCGCCUGGUAUACGUGUGAUUCUUGUUAUGAAACCAUAAGUGGAACCUCCAUGGCAUGUCCUCAUGUCUCUGGUGUUGCCGCCGUACAUCUGGGUGCUGGCACUUGUAACGACAAUGCCAGCUGUAGAAAUAAAAUUGUUGCUCUGGAUUCUACUAUUGGUGCAGUAAAUGACCCCAAUGGAUCACCAAAUUUGUUGUUAUAUUGUGACUAAAUAUACAUAAUAA